Dicentrarchus labrax (European seabass) is the source of this 7067-nucleotide messenger RNA. RefSeq names its product kirre like nephrin family adhesion molecule 3b (gene kirrel3b). NCBI's taxonomy places the organism in Eukaryota, Metazoa, Chordata, Actinopteri, Moronidae. The transcript is spliced from 17 exons. The record is from RefSeq and is a predicted model, not a curated record. Gene Ontology annotation, cellular component: cell-cell junction. Gene Ontology annotation, biological process: synapse assembly; cell-cell adhesion. Gene Ontology annotation, molecular function: cell adhesion molecule binding. The coding region runs from base 32 to 2698 and encodes 888 amino acids.
UGUGAGUGGUAGAGCAAGAGAGAGAGAGAGCAUGAGAGAGAAAGAGAAGGAGGGAGGGCAAGUGAGGGCUGAAGAGACUGAGAAUGGAUUGGCAAUAAGAAACCGUGCGAGCGAGAGAGAAAGAGUGAGCGUGUGUGUGCUCAGAGUCAGCAGCGAAGACACAGAAAGUCCACAAGCUCACAUCAACAAGAGAGCGUGCGAGGCAGAGCUGACCGCCGGCAACUCCGAAGAGUGGCACACAGAGAGGAAGGAGACACAGGGAGAGACAGAGAAGAAGAAGAAUCAACAGAAGAAGAGAAGGACUGAAGACAGACUACCAGCUUUCCACUGGUUUUGCCCUCUCCACUCCCCAGUCAUGAUCCCUUGGGUCCUUCUGCUCCUGUGGAUCUCCGGACAUGGGGCAGAGGCCAUGUUUUCCCAGCAGCCACAGGACCUGGUGGUAGUGGCGGGCCAGCCUGUGACACUACCAUGCACCAUCCCCGGUUACCAUGGUGUUGUCCUGUGGAUCAAAGAUGGCCUGGCACUGGGCGUUGGCAGAGACCUCUCUGGCUAUCCUCGUUACACAGUGACUGGCGACCACGGUUCAGGAGAACAUCAUUUGCAAAUUCAGCGUGCCGAGCUGAUGGAUGACGCUGUGUUUGAGUGCCAGGCUGUCCAGGCUGCCAUGAGGUCUCGUCCUGCCCGUCUCACUGUGCUCGUUCCCCCAGAGGACCCAGUCAUCAGUGGAGGGCCGGUGGUGAGCCUGAGGGCUGGUGACCCACUCAAUCUCACCUGCCAUGCAGACAACGCCAAGCCAGCAGCCUCAAUCAUCUGGAUCCGCAAUGGAGAGGUUCUUAAUGGGGCCAUGUACUCCAAGGUAAGCAUAGAGACCUUGCUCCGGGAUGGUAGGAGAGAAAGCACUGUGAGCACGCUCUACCUAUCGCCUUCCAACAUCGAGACAGGUCAGCAGAUCAUCUGCAAGGCCUCCAACAAGGCAGUCCCCAACGGCAAGGAGACCAGCGUCACAAUUGACAUCCAGCAUCUCCCUCUUGUCAAUCUCUCAGUGGAGCCUCAGCCUGUUCUGGAGGGCAACCUUGUGAAAUUCCACUGCUCUGCAAAGGCCAACCCUCCUGUCACACUCUACAGGUGGGCCAAAGGGGGAAGCAUAAUCAAGGAGGUCUCUGGAGACACGUAUGAGGUUAUUGUGGACCACUCCUUCUUUACAGAGCCUGUCUCCUGUGAGGUUACCAACCCUCUUGGCAGCACCAACAUCAGCCGCAACGUUGACGUCUACUUUGGUCCUCGCAUGUCUGCGGAGCCUCAGUCCUUGCAGGUGGAUCUUGGAUCUGACGCUGUGUUCAACUGCGCCUGGACAGGAAAUCCCUCUCUUACUAUAGUGUGGAUGAAGCGGGGAUCUGGAGUGGUUCUUAGCAAUGAGAACCUCCUGACACUGAAAUCCGUGAGACAGGAGGAUGCUGGGAAAUACGUCUGCAGGGCUGUGGUCCCGCGUGUAGGAGCAGGGGAGAAGGAGGUUUCUCUCACCGUCAAUGGGCCACCUACUAUCUCCAGUACACAGACUCAGCAAGCUUUACAUGGAGAAAAAGGACAAAUAAAAUGUUUCAUUCGAAGUACACCUCCUCCAGACCGGAUUGCCUGGUCAUGGAAGGAAACUGUGUUGGAGUCUGGAACAUCUGGCCGCUACACCGUGGAGACCGUCACCACAGAAGAAGGAGUAAUCUCCACACUGACAAUGAGUAACAUUGUCCCAGCUGACUUCCAGACCAUCUAUAACUGCACAGCAUGGAACAGCUUUGGCUCUGACACCGAGAUCAUACGCUUGAAGGAACAAGGUGGGAGCCAAGAGUCUCUCCCAGUGGCAGUGAUCAUCGGCAUUGCCGUGGGAGCUUUUGUGGCCCUCAUCGUCCUCAUGGGCACCAUCGGAGCAUUCUGUUGCACCCGCUCCCAGAGAAAGGAAGCGCACCUGGUUAUGCCCUCACUGCCCGUCUCCAUCUGUGCUCACCAGAGAGAACUUGCAAGCAAAAUUAAGACAGAAAAUCUAAAAGGAGUCGUGUCUGCAAAAAACGACAUCCGGGUGGAGAUUGUACACAAAGACCACAAUGCCGCACGUGAAAACGAAGAACACACUUCCAUGAAACAACUGAUGGUGAGUGUUGAACGAGGAGAGUUCCAGCAGGAGUCGGUUCUGAAGCAACUGGAGGUAUUACAAGAGGAAGAGAAGGAGUAUCAGCACAUUAAGGACCCUACAAAUGGCUACUACAGUGUCAAUACCUUUAAGGAACACCACACGCCUACCAUGGCAGGGAAUCAGUCCACUGAGGUGAGGAACCCCACCAACACAGGUACCCUGGGCAAGCAGCGGGUGCCGACGGGCAUGUCCUUCACCAACAUCUACUCAACUCUGGGAGCAGGUCCAAACCGCCUUUAUGACUACAGCCAACGCUUCGUGCUGGGCAUGGGCAGCAGCUCCAUCGAGCUGUGUGAGCGGGAAUUCCAGCGUGGCUCACUCAGCGACUCCAGCUCUUUUAUCGACACGCAGUGUGACAGCAGCGUCAGCAGCUACAGUAAGCCGGACGGCUACGUGCAGUUCGACAAAGACAGCAAGGCAUCAGCCUCCUCCUCCUCCCAUUAUUCCCAGUCCUCCUCGCAGAACUCAGACCUCACUCGGCCGCUCCAGAAGCGCAUGCAGACCCACGUCUGACCACAGGGAGGGAGGGUGUUUGAACGGGGUGUAACAAGCAGCCAGGAUUGUAAAACUCGAAUCAGCUCCCAGGAGCCCCUAAAGUAACACUGUUACCUGGAAAUGCAGGGGCUGGUUGGCUUUAACACACUGUGUGACUUGUUCAGACUUCUCAGUGUCCCAAAAAGUGGAUCAAGAAGCCUUAUAUUACCUUCAUGCUUAACCGAUCAACCACCUCCUUUUUUAACCCAUAAUCAGAAUUGUGCCACAGAGAGGUUAAUUGCCAACACAGAGACAACUCAAGUUUGGAAUCUGAACUUUCGAUACUUGGUUUUUGCUGUGGGAUUGUUAGCGGAGGGCAGGAAUACCACAAAGGCUUUGUGUGACAAUCAGCUCCCCUGGCAAAGACCAUUUUUGCCUUUUGAAGAUUGUCAUUCAUAAAACCUCAGCACGAAUGGCACGAUAGUGCGAGCCAAUAUCCUGCUGCUCUCUUGUAGUUUGAAGCACAAAAAUGAAUGUGCAUGUGGUUUUUAUUUGUUAAAGCGAUAACUCUUCCCCUCCCCCCGCCUUCCUCUCAAACACUGUAUGUUAAGCUUUCUUGUUGAAACUGGGCUCCUGUGUAGGUGGAAGAAAAGUUUCUCCAUGUGCCCACAGACGUCUCAAAAUUUUAAAAGAACGGCUGUUGUUCUCUCCGCAGCAGUAUCUGGGCCACAGAGCUGGGCAGAUAAAGAGGGGCUGAGAUCUCAUUUUAAAUCCCUGAGUCUUUAUUUUACUGUGACACUCUGUGAUCAAGAAUAUCAGUGUACAUACGUGACUGUCAUUUAUUUUCUAGAAUCUAAUUUCUGACUCUAUUUUUCCUCAAGGAGGACUCUAAAUGAGACAUGAGCGCCUCUUCUUGUCCAUAUCUACUUUGCCCUGAGGGUAUGUUUGAACUGUGUCAAUACAAACUUUGACUAAGCGAGAUAGACGUACACUAUCAGCUCUUCUGUUGAUGGAGAGCUGGAUCCUCCAUGGUGUUACUGCACCAAAUCCAGCUCCAAGGCAUGCAGCAAGAGAGCCCACAAGUGCAACAUGUGUUGUACUUGUGAGUUUCUCCUGCUAAAGCCUCAGAUCAUCAGCCAUACAUUUGAGGGUACCUGUUCUAUGAAAUGUAAACAAAUUUUAGCAGAGCUUCUUAUUGUGUGGUUAUCCCAUUGCUAUUGUCAAUAUCACUGUUGACACUGGAGAUUAGUGCAUCCUGACUGCAUACCUACCUGUGAUCGUGCUGGUCAUCAAGGGACAUGAAAAGCAGAUUUAGAAAAUGUGUUUUAUUUUGCUGUUUGCUGUUCAUUUUUGGCUACUGUGGAGCUGAUGGUGGUGCCUGACUCUUGUCAGGUGCGUCGUUUUAUUUUGUUCUGUCCUGCCCUGUAUGUGACAUCUAUGAAAUUGGAUUUAUUAUUUAAUCACAGACACUUUAUGUGUUUUAGUUGAGAGUAGAGACAGAGAGUAGUGAUUUAACUUGAAGCUACACAAACAUUCAAUUCAAAGUGAGCCUGUUGUCAAGGGUGUCAUGCAUUGUGCAUGUUUUGUGGCAGAACAAAGCAAUGACUGGGGUGUUUUUCUUUUGUUGCAGCAACAAACACUGGGAAUCUUAAUGCAUAUUUGUGCAUAGUGCAGAUACUGUACAGCAAUUGGGAUUUUUUUUCUUUAUUCUAACCUGGAUUUCACCACACAGCACUCUAUAUGUCAAGUAUUUUGACUUCUAAAUAAGAUGUAAACCAAACAAAGUCUGUGAUAAAAACUGGCUGUCUCCAUAAUCCAUGUUAUUGCUUGAAGGGCAGCCCUUUACAGUAAACAUGGAUCAUUUCAGUUACAGCCACAGUGACAUCAUGCAUUACAUCACAUUUGAUUUUAGCCAUCAGCCAUGGUUUAUAGAAUCAGAUUGUGUUUGUUAUUUGAUCAAUUCUUUGAAGGGUAAAGAGGAGUUCCAGGAAACAGGCAGAUUGGUGUAAAACAGUGCUGAUAACUGUAGCUUGCUAGUGUCAGUGUCCCUUCUGUUUUGUCAAAUCAACAAAAUGUGACAGAAAGUAUGUUAAGUUGCAACAUAUCUUAUCUAAUUAAGUAGUUUUUAGAAUACUCCAUAGUGAAGCAGUCAAUUGGGAUAAAGUGAGUCUGAAACUAAGACUUCUGCCUCUAAACCCAUGAAAAACCGAGCACAGCAUUUCCAACAAAAGCAAGUUGUUGUUGUAAGCACUUUACAUAUGAUUAUAUUCAAAGCAUUUGAAUGGGGUUUUCCACUUGAGUGGCAGUGGUUUGGACUAAUUUUACAAAUGGAUUGGCGCCCAUUGUACAGCUUAAGACAAAAAGCUCUGUUUCAAUGCUGAUAAUCCAGCUUGGCACUUAGCAGACUGUAUAUAAAUCUCUAAUGCUGUCUUUCUCUGUAUAUAAUUUUUCCUGGCUUUUCAUUCUUUGUCAGUCAGAUUUCAUUAUAUUAGAGCUCAACAAAUCCACAUGGCAUCAAAACUGUACGACAAUCAUUUUUACUUUGUUUCCCUUCCAAAAAUUUCAUCAACCUUACUUGUUUCUCACAAAUUACAUGAAAGGCUUGUAGGAGUAGUUUCUCUUCCCCCAGAUCUCACGGGGAAAACUCACACUCUGUACACGAGCACACAGGAGGCUAUAGGAUGAGAAUCUGAGCUUAGCUGGGACAGCUUUGAAGUGAGAUGCAGUAAGAGGUUAUUAUACCUUCAGCCCUUCUGAGAGAUGCCCAGAUGCCCAGAAAUAUAUUGCAUUUGGCACCAUGAUGACUGUCAAGUAAGCCUGUGCCCUUUUUAUUUAUUUUUCUCAACAUUUAUGAGUGCAAGAUUGAAUUCUUAACUUAAUAUUGGCAGCAAUUACAAUGUGAUCUAGUUGCAUGGGACAAGUUACAGUUUUCAUUUAUGCGUUUCAUUUAUUUUACAUCCACAGCAGCAAAAUUUUUCACUCUUCAAAACUCACCUAUACAUUCAGCAUGUCUCUCCCUAUAAACAAAACAAAUUUGCUUUCUUGUCCAAAGGGUCCAGUUUUACUUAUCUGAUGCAGCUCCCGCAUUGAUCGGAAAAUAAUGCAUUUUCCCAGUCCAGAGAAUCUGCACACUGCACAGCAAACAGAUAAAUAUUUGAUAGGCCAGCCUUCUGUCCCAUCCCCCCCGUGGUAGCAGCUACAGUGGCCAUAAGAGCACCACAGGAUGUGAGUGCCAUGUCAGUCUUUGAGAAUCAAAGCCCAUGUGGGGACAAAGUCUGCCCUGCUCACCUGCGGACGCCUCUCCGGCUGGUGCUGGCGGCGCCUUUUUGCCUGGCUACGAGCACCGCACAGAUGCCAGGGCAUAACAGAUGAAUAAACACAAAGACCCAGAACAAUUACAAGGGGUUGCUGCCCUUUCCCUAAUAAAACAAAGCAACCCUUUCAGAGCAGAGAACGCAGAGCAGUCUAUUAUUCAGAGAUGCUAAAGACUGGCCUGUGCUACAAUGGCUAUUUCUAAGGUGAGAGACAGAGGUCAUGAGCCGUAUGAAGUGAAGACUGGUUGGUAGGUGUUGGUAAUGGCUCCUCUGCCCACUGGCUAUAUUAUAUUUGUUUACUGCACAAAACGUUUUGCUUGGUCUGAAUGAAUUGGAAAAAAACUGAUAAACAAUUGCUGAACAUUAGUACUGCCAAUAUCUUGCCUAUGCCAGCAAAAGGUGGUGAACAUGAGGCUCUUUAAAGUCUCCCUCAUUGUAUGAUAGGUGUUACUGUCAAUGAUGGAACACAUUAGAGAAGGUGUCAUUUGAAACUUUGAAUUGAUCAUAAUAACCCUUUCUUUACUGUGUAAAUGCUUUCUAUCACUGUUUCUCUCUUUCUCUCUCACUUCUUUUCUUUUCUAUCAAUCAAUACCUUGUUAGUACUUUAAUAACAAACAACUGUAAGGGAAAAAAGGCCUGGACUGAAUAGUAUUUGCAAAUUAUCCUCAGUUUGCUUUAGCCUGCUGGGCACACCUAGAAUCAGUGUGGUUUGGUUUGCAGCAUAGAGUGUACGAUAAAUCACAGAAGACUGAAAGAAUUUGGAAGUCAAAUGAGUACGCUUCUUUGUGAUUGGUUGAGUUGUUCUGUACUCCAAAUAAUGCAAACUAGCUUGCAAAUACUACAUGACCCAGGUCUGAAAAAGUACUUAACUUAGGAGGUCAUUUCAAGAGUUUGUAUAAAUAGUGAACCAUAAGCAUAAUUGUAAUGAAAAAACAACAUGUAAAUUCUACUGGGUAAACCACUAUUUUCAGGCAGUGGCUCUCUGUAUCUAAAAAAAAAAAAAAAAUGGUUGUAUUUUAACUGUUACUGGUCUGUGAAUCUAUGAUGCUUUUGCUCUGUAUAUUUGGAGAAUAAAAAUGAUGUUUGAGUUUGUG